CCAGUGCAGUACUACAGCUUCCUAUACAACAAACACCUAGCUAAUCGACAAUAAUGAACCCCCAAGAAGUGCCAAAGAAGUUUAAGAAGCCAAUACCGAGUCCUUCCUCCACAUACCCCUCUUCUGCUGGCGCUGGGAACACCGCCCCCCGCGCUCCCGGUGCUGGCCCCAAGAUUCCCGCAUUCUUCUUAAAGAUGGGUGGCUUUUACAGUCGCAUGUCCUUCCCCGAAAAGAUGUUUUUAUGGGGGAGCACCAUGGCAUUGUCUUACUUGGGUAUGCGAGUUACCGGGAACGAGAAUGAAAAGGUUGAGUUGAGGCAGUUGGCCGAGGCCCAAGUGGAACGUGAAAUGGCCGAAAUGAGGACCCAGAAAUAGCCCCCCAAGAUUUUUACCAAGAUUCAAAUACAACACAAGUCAUCAGAAUAAUGCUCGCAGAGCCUUGGCCACAAACUCGUCACAACCACCAGUAAGAUGGCGCAAACGGUUGGCAAUGAUGACUCCCCGGGCGCAAUCCUACGGGAGAACUACAUAAAGAAUCAUAUCGUUCAAUUCAUCUACAUACAGCCA
This is a messenger RNA of Babjeviella inositovora NRRL Y-12698, 566 nucleotides long. RefSeq lists its product as uncharacterized. NCBI's taxonomy places the organism in Eukaryota, Fungi, Ascomycota, Pichiomycetes, Serinales. The record is from RefSeq and is a predicted model, not a curated record. The coding region runs from base 54 to 374 and encodes 106 amino acids. The transcript has a single exon.